Sinocyclocheilus rhinocerous is the source of this 5107-nucleotide messenger RNA. RefSeq names its product protein NDRG2. NCBI's taxonomy places the organism in Eukaryota, Metazoa, Chordata, Actinopteri, Cypriniformes, Cyprinidae. The record is from RefSeq and is a predicted model, not a curated record. The coding region runs from base 579 to 1685 and encodes 368 amino acids. The transcript has 16 exons.
CUGCAGCGCAGUUGUAACCAGAACCUUGGAAUGCGAACGCGUUUUGUUCCACCCGGCGACUCAACAACGGGAGCGAACCAUUGCCAAAAACAGGGGGAGCCGUUUUACAAGAGCGGGCUUUCGUCAACUUUUCGCGUCUGAUUAUCGAUAUGUUUGUGUGUUUCGGGAAGUGAUUGUAUGUCGUAACACAUACGCCCCAUAACUGCCCUCAAACAGCUCAGCACCGGCGACUCGAGCUCGAUGAUUAAUUCCGCGCUCCCCCAUCCAUAACUCAAGACGACUUAUUUGAUUGACGGCUCCAUAUUUUUUGUACGAUUUUUUUUUCGGUGGCUCCAGAAAGGACAAAAACGGGGCAAUACAGACAGAGAGGAAAAGAGGGAGAGAAAACAACAAACGCUGCUGGAAAGAAAGUGCGAGCUCAAGAGCGCUGGGAGGCACCCAGGGUCAAAACUGUGAAAAAUACAUAUAUAUUUCACAGACAAAGGAGUGUCGACUUUUGCUCAUUUCUUUAUUUUAGGGAAGUUGGGCACGCCGACAUCAAAAUUAUUUUGCAUAAGAGGACAGCGUAACCGAUCACCAUGACGACUGAAAUGCAGGAGAUUGCCAUCACGGAGGAGAAGCCUUUACUGCCGGGUCAAUCGGACACUGUGAAGGACGUAGAGAUCGCGGCCCGAAUACUGCUGGACCAAGGCAAGGAACACCGUGUUGAGACGCCUCUCGGCGUGCUGCACGUGAUGGUUCACGGCGCCGGAAACGUCCGCAGACCGGCCAUACUGACCUUCCAUGAUGUGGGAAUGGACAGUAAGAGCUGCUUCUCCACCCUGUUUAAGUUUGAGGAGAUGCAGGAGAUCGUGAAGAACUUUACUGUGGUCCAUGUGGAUGCUCCGGGACAAGAGGACGGCGCGGCCAUUUAUCCUGCCGGAUACCAGUAUGCAACUAUGGAUCAGAUCUCUGAUAUGCUUCCAGCUGUCCUGCAGUAUUUUAAUUUCCGCACAAUUAUCGGUGUUGGAGUCGGAGCUGGCGCUUACAUACUGUCCAAGUUCACUUUGAGUAACCCUGAGGCCGUGGAAGGGCUCGUUCUGAUCAAUGUCGACACAAACUCACGAGGCUGGAUGGACUGGGCUGCACAGAAGCUCUCCAAUCUGACGUCUUCCCUCACAGACCAAAUCCUGAGUCACCUCUUCAGUCAGGAAGAGAUGUCGGCAAACACAGAGCUCAUUCAGACUCACAGAGAGAGAGUCUCUAAAGCGCCAAACCUCAUCAAUAUCGAACUCUUCUGGAAGAGCUACCAAGGUCGCAGAGAUCUGGACAUUGAGAGGAAUAACACGUUCAAAUGUCCUGUGAUGUUGGUGGUUGGUGAUCAGGCUCCAUAUGAGGAAGCUGCGGUGGAGUGCAACAGCAAACUAGACCCAACUACGACCUCAUUCCUUAAGAUGGCUGAUGCCGGCGGGAUGCCACAGCUGACUCAGCCCAGCAAACUGACAGAAGCGUUUAAGUACUUCAUUCAAGGCAUGGGAUACAUGGCAUCGUCCUGCAUGACGCGUCUCUCGCGCUCGCGCACCACCUCGCUCUCGUCCUCCUACUCCAUGGAGGGCUCGCGCUCCCGAUCCCGCACGCUGUCCCAGGGCUCGCAGGGCGGACAGCUCCCGCCGAGCCCGUCCCAUACCAUGGAGGUGUCGUGCUGAGGAGCGCCAGAGCGGGGGAGAGAGGUGGACGGAUGAAGCGCUGGAGUCCUCUGGGAAAGUGAGUUUCGUGCGUGAAGACGGGCGGAUGAUGACGACUCUCUCCCUCCCUUCACCCUUCACCGACCCGUCAGGCAGAUGAUAGAGCCCUUUAACUCUGUGACAUGAGCGGGGCCUUUAGUGAGACCCAAAUGUAGUGUUAACCAAUAGUAAUACUUCUAAUAUGAAUACUGAUUAUUAAUAUUAAUGAUGACGAGCGUCAUUGAAAAAAAAGGAAUAAUGAUGUUUCUCUUAAUUACAUGUUGAAUUUCUAAACAAAAAAAUAGAGAAAAGAGUAUAUAAGCUCAUUAUGUUUGGCUAUCAACUUCUAUGUGAUUAUUAUUUUUUGGUGUGCUUUUUUUCUUUCGUUUUUGUAUUUUGUAUUAUUUUCUUCUGUUAUACAAUCCUGCUGCUGUGAGAGGGGUACAGUAUUUUCGGAGACGGUGGCGAAAGUUUUAGGCCGAAGUACUCGUCUCUGUAGAUGACAGCCACCUUAUGUCUUCCAUUUGCCCUUCAAAAAAGCUAUAUACAUAAAAAGCGAGAAAGAAAAAAUACUGUAAUUGUAUUAUUUUUAUUGGAUUCGUUUGGUUUCGGGGGUUAGGGCCAUUGGGGUCUUUGCCUUUUCUGAAAUGCAUGCCGGAAUUUUGUUUAUCUAGUCAGUCUAUGUACAAUUUUUUUUUUUACUUUUAAGGAUUUUACGUUCGUUUAAUGACAGUGACAGCGUGUGCGAGAGAACAAUGAAAAAGACACAGGGGUCGUUGUUUUGAAGUCAUGUGACUUGAUGUUCACAUUUUAGGCUCUUUCUGUAAUUGGAUGUAUUUUCAUAGAAACUGGAUAAAGCCUAAAUGUUGGACGGGGUUUCAGUUUAUCUGUGGGGAAUCGAUUAAAAGUGUGUAUAGGAUGGUGAUUGGGAAUAAAAGAAAUUGAUGACGGCAGCCGUAAAGGAAAGUUGUUUCAGAGGUCGAGCGAGUUUGAUGAAAGAUUAUGAAGACUAAUAACGUGCAUCCAAGAAAUGAAUAGCUUAAAGUAAAUAAAGUCGAUUUCAAGUUGACGCUCAGUUGAAAGAGAGCACAAUUAGUAAAAGAAUCGGACAAGUGCUUCCAACAUUGAGUGUGUUUACGUGUACAACGAAAUGCUGAUAACUAUAAAAAAUUAGCUCAUUGUAAAAACCCAUCUCUAGGAUUUAUUGCAAAUCAAUAAAUCAAUGAUAACGCAAGAAAAUAUGUCUGUUUACAUGAGAUUUUGACAUCCUUUUUUUCCAGUCACAAUCAAAAAUGCGCAAAAAUGUCAGCUUGCAGAAAAAAAAUAUGAAUGGUAAAUUUAGAAUUUAGGUUUAUGAACGAAAAACUACAAAUUUGUUCGGCUUGUAUGUCGUGAAUGAGCAUUUAAACCCAGUCUCAUGAGAAAACCAUCUAUUUGCGAAUUUGAACGAUUUGAUUCGUGCGAUUUUUAGAACUUAUAAAAUUCGCCAAAUUGUAAAAUACUUACAAACUGUCAUGAGAGUGUCUUGGUCAUUUACAUGAUCAGGUGUUUUAGAGGCUUUUCCAAAUAAAAAAAGGCCGCCGUUUAAGGAAUUAUUAAGCGUUGAUGCAAAGUCACACAAGUAAACACACUCAUUCACAAGGCCAGUUCUAAAGCAAUCACCUCAACUACUAGUUUGAGAAAUAAAAUACCUGCAGGAUGGAUAAUAAUUAAUGAAUAUUGCAUUCAUUACAUUCAUACACUGCAGUGUGUCUUUUUCACCCGAGGUGGUGAUUUCGUAUGAAUUCAUACGAUAUGAUUCGUACAUAAACAUAAAAUUUAAAGAAUAGAAAUAAUCAUACAAGUCCACCUCUAAACCUAACAGUCAGUGCAUACAAAUUCAUACAAACUAGCCACCAAUUCGCCAAAACGUAAAAUGCUUAGGCCUACGAAUUGCUAUGAGAGUGUGUUGCGAGUUUUUGGAUGUGUAGCCCACCUUAAAUUGGUGGACAUAUUUUUUAAAGUACAGUGGAGUACAAUAUCAUUGUACAGCAGAUAUGACUAUAAUCACCAACUAGUAGCUAGUCUACUGUGGUAUAUAACAAAGAUAACAAAGGCCAAUAGUUUUGCCACCUGAUACCAUCAAAGUGCCAUGGUACGGCCACGGUAUUUUGUUGUAACCCUGCUAGUCUGCUAGAAGUGUUUGGAUGGAAACGUUGAGGGGGUCCUCAUGGUGACGGUGACGUUUGUCUUUCAAUGGGAGUUCCUCAUUUUAAGGUAACUUGAGAGCGCUAGUACUGGUUUCAAGUAAAGCCAUGGUGUGAUCUAAUGCUGAACCAUAGAGACAAAAACAGUGUGUGUGGGCAUGCCUGAGUGUGCGUGCAGUGCUUUAACCUUAAAGCACGAUAAGGGAAUUGCGUGCAAAUUUGUUCAGAAGAAUGAUGGCGCAUCAGAGCGCUUGUGUCAAAUUCACUUUGCUGAUUAACCAGCCCCUUCACUGCCAACAGGGUUUAGCCAUGUUAGUUACCCAUUAUCUCCAAGAGCUUUUCCAAUCGGCAAGCCAUUGAGAUUAGCAGGUUAGCGUAGCUGCAAUAUUUAAACUUUAAACCUAUAGAAUUUUCGUUGUAGAGUGCUCGAAAGAAUACCGAAAUCACUGAGUUUGUGCGAUAUUGCUAACACUUGCCAAUGACAACAAUAGACCAAAACCUCUCAACUGCUAAUGCAUUGUAACAAUCACGUUCAGCAAAACCCUGAACAUGACAAUAAAUCGGAAUAAUCAACGUUAAUUGGAAAGUUCCUUCAGUGUUCAUUUAAAUUUUUUAUCCCGUUUUAGAGCUGUUUCUCUUGUUCAUGACAGAAUGUUGGUUUUAGUGGGUUGUGCAAGCGGGAAACCUGGUAUUCUUCUUCUUUCUUUCUAAUGGAAAUUUGAAUGGAAUUUUGAUAACUGCGUUCAGCAUAAAGACUGCAAGAUCAUCCCAGAUUCACAAUAGCCUUUACCAAAAAUAGAAAUAGAUCUGAAAUUUUUGCCAAAUACAUAGAGAAAUAACCAUAAUAAAGGUGAGAUUAAUGGCACAAUAAAAUAAAAAGAAUGGGGAAAGGAAUAGAUUACGUCGUGGCGUGUGUUGGGACGGUGUGAAUGUAAAUGUGUGUCCCUUUUGUAUUUUUAACUCUCCUCAAUGAAACCCUUUUAUUUUCUGUGAAGUAGAUUUACGUCUCAAUGUCCUCAUGGGUUAGACAUCAGUGUGCUAGUUCUUGUGUAACUUUUUUAGCUUUAGCACUAAAAAAGGAAAUAAUGUAAUUAACAAAAAAAUAAUAAAAUGUUAUGAAUAACAGAAUGCAAUCAAAAUUGCAAAUAAUUGUGUGGCUAAUUUCUCUGUGUAAUACUAUGAACAACUGGAAAAAGGUAAUUAAAGGGAUCAAAAUGA